AUGUUUGCCGCAAUUUCCUUACUGCUAUCGUCGAUACCACUGCUACUGACGGCCUCGAUAUCCGCCAUCUGGGUCUACAAGUAUGGUUAUCCUCUGCUGUUGAGCGACGCGAGCUCUCAAAGUGAGUCGUCUUACAGCAAGAAGCGCAGCCGCAUCACUGCCACAAUGGGUGUGGUUCUUUCGAUUCUCAUCAUGGAACUUGUGUUGGCCGAGGUUUGUGGAUGGUUUGACCCAGCUACAACUCUUAGCUGGUGGAAAAUGAUCAUGCCAGUCACUCUGGCAUUCAUUGUUGUGGUGGUACCUGCCCUGCAACUGCACAUGUUGUUUUCCACUCUGUUGACGUCGCAACUCAGCGUCGGUCUCGCCACAGCCUCUUGUCUUUUUUCCUGGCUCUUUCUGUUCUACAAGCUCGGAGCCCAGCUUCCCCUUCAUGGAGAUGAGCGUGUCCUGAACCUCUUUAACUCGGACUGGUCGAAUUUCUCCCGAUCCUUACUACAGGAGGUCUCUGGCCGGGUUGCCUUCAUCGGAGUGUCUGCUAUUGCUGUUCUGUCUGGUUUUGGAGCCGUCUCUUCUCCCUACAACGUCUUCCUGGCUAAGAGUAAGUACGUUAGUCCCGCAGUCAUCAGCCGAACCGAAGCCGCUAUCGACCAUGUAUCUGUGUUGCUGGCCGAGAAAACCCCUCAGGUCGCCAUCACUACCUCCCAGAGUUCUACCUCCAUCGUCUCUCGGUUCAUGGACUCCAUGAGAAGCGGUAAGAAUGAGCAAGAAACCGAGAUCGAAAUGCUGGGUAAGGUGAAGCAGGACCUGGAGAAGGAACUCGCAGAGCUGCAAGAAACAGCUCGACUCAACAGCCUCGCAGAAACUACCUAUGGAAAGAUGUGGAACAUGGCUAACCUCGUCUUCUCUUUGUACUGUGUGUACAGAUUGUUCAACGUGGUGGUUAUUAACAACCCCUACUUCCGGCGAGCCAACCUGUCAUCUUUCCUCAACUUCUCCACUCCUCAACCAGUCCACGUGACUGAAACUGAUGCUCUGGCAAUCACUCUGGCUCAUAUGUUAUCCUACGUGUACUCCAAGACGGAUAUUGAGUCCAUCACUCGACAGGUCUCCUUCUUCCUGACCGCCUGUCUGCUGUUGGGUUCUUUCUCUGCAGCUUACAGAACUAUCAAUACCUUUAAGAAGGCCUUCCCUUGGCUCCCUCCUCAUCUCACAAACCCUCAUGUCUUCGUUCUAUUCUUGGUUCAGGUUCUGGGGACUUAUGUGAUUGCCACUACAGUUAUGAUUCGGUCCAAUCUUCCUAACGAGAUGUCAUCAGCCAUUUCAACAGCUCUUGGAGCUCCUCUAGACGUUGGGUUCGUAGAAACCUGGUUCGAUUCGCUCUUCCUGCUGGUUUGCAUUCUCACAGCUGCAGCUCUCAUUUUUGUGAGCGCGGAGAGGGACCUGGACGAUGGCGAUGUCAUCAUGGAGAGUAAAUUUGUUUGA
Yarrowia lipolytica CLIB122 is the source of this 1482-nucleotide messenger RNA. RefSeq lists its product as uncharacterized. Lineage: Eukaryota; Fungi; Ascomycota; Dipodascomycetes; Dipodascales. The record is from RefSeq and is a predicted model, not a curated record. Gene Ontology annotation, cellular component: membrane.